Molecule: messenger RNA, 822 nt
Organism: Limanda limanda (common dab)
Lineage: Eukaryota; Metazoa; Chordata; Actinopteri; Pleuronectiformes; Pleuronectidae
Gene: tesca
Product: tescalcin a
Exons: 8
Coding region: 160-822 (220 amino acids)
Molecular function (GO): calcium ion binding
Source: RefSeq, a predicted model, not a curated record
UGGAGGACGCCAGAUGUUUCCAGGAGCUGCACACUUCAGUUGCUCUGUCCCACCGGCAGCGGCUUGAUAAAGUCGUAAAUCAGAGAAGAGGAGCAGAGGAGAGUUGAUCCAGUCGAUCCGGAUCCUCGUGCGUCCUGACGCGCCGGCGGAGCAGCGACCAUGGGAGCGUCACACGGGCGCACGAAGCCCAACGAGUUCCAGGAGCUGAUGGACAAGACUGGAUUUUCAGCGGAGCAGAUCAAAAACCUCCGCAUACGCUUCCGGCAGCUGAGUGGAAACGAAGAGACAAUAAGCAGAGAAAACCUGGACAGCAUUCCGGCCCUCGCCAACAAUCCCAUCAAAAAGGAAAUCAUCGAUGCAAUCUUCGACAAAAGGAACCAGCAUGAGAGCGAGGUGGGCUCCUUCCAGGAGAUCGGCUUUGAGCAGUUCCUCAUGGUCAUGUCUCACUUCCGCCCUCCGACCCUGAAGACCACUGUGGAGGAGAAGGAAGCUUUGAGAAAGGAGAAGCUUCGCUUUCUGUUCAACAUGCACGACACAGACAACGACGGCAUAAUCACUCUGGAUGAGUACAGGAAGGUCGUCGAGGGAAUUCUGUCGAAGAGCGGCGCCAUCGAGCCGGAGACCGCCAAGGGAAUAGCAGACGCUGCCAUGCUGGAGGUGGCGAGCACAAACGUGCCGAACAUGGCCCCAGACGACUUUUAUGAAGGAAUUACAUUUGAGCAUUUUGAACAGAUCCUCAAAGGCCUUGAGAUGGAGAACAGGAUGCACAUCCGCUUCCUGGACGUCGGCACCACGAUGCGCUGUGGGAGGUCCACGUCUUGA